This is a messenger RNA of Fonticula alba, 2269 nucleotides long. RefSeq lists its product as hypothetical. Gene Ontology annotation, molecular function: ATP:ADP adenylyltransferase activity; ATP binding. The coding region runs from base 76 to 1545 and encodes 489 amino acids. The record is from RefSeq and is a predicted model, not a curated record. Gene Ontology annotation, biological process: nucleotide metabolic process. The transcript is spliced from 4 exons. NCBI's taxonomy places the organism in Eukaryota, Rotosphaerida, Fonticulaceae.
CUCUCUCUCUCUCUCGCCCUCUCUCUGGCUAUCCCGGGCUCUUCAUCUUCCUUCUCUCGUUCGACGCUGCCAGCCAUGUCCCCCCUGCCCGCCGGGUUGAGCCGCAUGGCAGUCCUGUCGGCAUGGAACCACGCCCUCGCGACCGGGGCGCUCGUUCGCCACACGGCCGUGUCCUCCUGUACAACGGCCUCGGACGGGGUCACUCGUGUCAGCCGCAGCCCCGACGCCCUGGAGUUUGCCCUUCGACUGGUCCCCUCUCUGUCGAGGAAGAACGCCCCCCAGGCACCGGCAAAGCCCACGCCCGGCCAGUGCUCCGGCGGUAACUCCCUGGUUGAUGCGGUGCCCCCGGCCGUGAGCGCCAUCUGCCCGUCCACUCGGCCGCCUGGGCCGCGACCAAACCCCUUCCUCCCCCACGAUCCGUCUCUCUUUGUGGCCGAUCUGCCCACUGCCCCCGCGGAGAAUCCCCCCUCCCACAAGGUUCUGCUGAACAAGUUCCCCGUCGACAAAGGCCAUGUUCUGGUCGUGUCAUCCGACUUCGCCCCCCAGACGGGGCUCUGGGAUGCGGCCGACAGCCGCGCCUUCGUCAGCGCGCUUCAGACCCUGUCGGUGGCGCCCGCCUGCGACAUGGACAUCAAUGGGGCCCCGGUUGACAAUGGGUCUGUCGAUCCCGGGGCCGCCCGCCUCACCCUGGCCGAGCUGGCCGGCGAGUGGAUUCUCUUCUACAACCUCGGAGCCAACAGCGGAGCAUCACAGGCCCACCGCCACGCGCAGCUCCUCCCCUGCUGGGCUCUCGGCGGGUAUGACCGGCCCCAGGAGACCCCGCCAGCCGGCUUUGAAUGGGAGUCAUCAGCGGUGCCGAUCAGCCGCGUGCUCGAGCGCUGGACAUCACAGCAGGCAACCCCUCCCCGGACGAAUCACCUUUUCCAGCUGCCCGAGAACCGGCUGCCCUUCCUGCAUCUGGCGGCGCUGCUGGACCCGGAGGAUUUCGCGACCAGCUCCGACGGCCGGGCCUUCACCCCGAAUGCGGUCCCCGGAGAGUGGACCCCCCGCGCGGCGAGCACCGUUCAUCACCUUUACCUACAGGCUUUGGAGCGCCUGGCCUCGGCCACCGACACGAAGCUCCCCCCGGCCGGGCCGGUGCCGGCUGACUGUGCCCACACCCUGGACAGCCCGGGGGUCCUGUCGGCCAACAUUCUCCUGACCCGGCGCUGGCUGCUGGUCGUCCCGCGCCAGCACCCGGCCGUGACGCUGUCCUUCACCGAGAACCGCGACGCGGUGAUCGCAUCGACGGAUCUGCCCCCGGAGAAUGACAGCCCGCAGGGUUCCCCGACGCUGACCUUCAGCAUGAAUGCCCUGGGCUUCGCCGGGGCCGUGCUCGUGCGCGACACCCAGGAGCUGGCCCUGACGCUGGACGCCGCGGCCCUUACCCAUGGGGCCAUCGACCUCGCCACCCUCCCUCUGGCUGGGUAUCCCUGGCAGCCUCUUGGCUCCGGGGAGCCGGCCGCCCAGGGGGGCUUAAUCGAUGUUGUGACCGGGCUGGUAUGAGCUCUUCCCGUCUCGCCGCCCGGGCUCCCGCCAGGCCGCCCCCCCCCCCCCCUCCCUGCCUCUCUCCCUUCGCCUCUGCGCAUUUGCACCCCCUUCUCGUACAUCGCAAUAUACACCGCGGCAGCGGGGGGGGAGGAAAAAAAAAGGAAGAGAACGUCGUGAGAAAGACGGGGGAGCCCAAAGGCAAAGUCGAGAAGGAGAAAAGACGCGGGUACAGCGCCCUAGUCGUUGUAUUCGGCCGCCGGAUGGUCGGAUACCACGCGCAGCUCGCUCGUAUCCCAGAGGGGAUUGCCGUCAGCAUCGAAGAGCAGGGCAUUGAAGCACCCUUGGCAGAGGUGUGUGAACUCGAAGGGCGAGGGGAAGCUGGUCCCGGCGGCUGGGGCAUCGGCCGGGGCCGAGCUCCCCGACAAAGCCGGCGACUGGGGAAGGGCCAUCGCCGAGGCUGCCUGCUCGGAAAUCUGGACCAUAUGGCUAGACUGGCGAUCUUGGCAAACGUCGCAAUAGACAUCGAAGGGCCGGGCAAAUUGCCGAGCCGCCGGCAGAUGGUCCAGAGUUGGCUGCAUGCCCGGCUUGGGCACCUUGUAAUCAUACGGCGUGGGCGUUCUUCACGACCCCCACCAGGCCCGGACAAGGGGACGAGGAGGAGGGACAGGGCCGGCGGGGAAAGAGGAGGGAUCGGUAGACACACAAAUCCAAGGUCAGGGCAUCUGUUCGCAGGAGCGGG